Thalassophryne amazonica is the source of this 4874-nucleotide messenger RNA. RefSeq names its product SEC24 homolog A, COPII coat complex component (gene sec24a). NCBI's taxonomy places the organism in Eukaryota, Metazoa, Chordata, Actinopteri, Batrachoidiformes, Batrachoididae. Gene Ontology annotation, biological process: endoplasmic reticulum to Golgi vesicle-mediated transport; intracellular protein transport; COPII-coated vesicle cargo loading. The record is from RefSeq and is a predicted model, not a curated record. Gene Ontology annotation, molecular function: SNARE binding; zinc ion binding. Gene Ontology annotation, cellular component: endoplasmic reticulum exit site; COPII vesicle coat. The transcript is spliced from 24 exons. Bases 332 to 3748 code for a protein of 1138 amino acids.
ACGCUUAUCCUGCUGGGUGAUCCCUAACUUCCGACUGACGAGGCAGGUUCAGUGUUUCUUACUCUGACAAGGCCUAAAGUUAGUCACUAGUGGGCAGUAACACAGAGUUUGAAGGCUAACCAUGGCCUUGUGAUCGGCAGCACGUUAGUGAGUUAAGUUUUUUUUUUUUUUUUUUUUAAAGUCAGAAACGGGCAACGUAACAGAGCCUUUUUCUCUGAACAACCUCAGUGCUACAGGUUCCCGGAUACUUAAGCUAGUAAAGCUAAAGACGCAGCUAGCUGUUGGCCAAUCCGAGCCCUUCUAAAUUUGAUUUUCGGUGUUCUGUUUCGAGAUGUCAACUGCAGGGUUCAACUCUCAGAAUGGGACAGGAGCGGGACAACCGUACGCGAACGGUCCAUCACCUUACCCUGUCACUCUACAGCAGCAGCAGCAAAGCCCAGGAGUUGGAUACAGUGCUACCCACCAGUCUCCCAACAAUGCAGUGCAGACCAAAGCCCCCAUACCCACUGCCUCUGGACUCUACCCCUCUGGACCAUACCAAGCUAUUCCCCCAUUCAGCUGCUACCAGCCUGUCCCACCAUCAACGUCCUACCCAACUCCUACAGGCCAUCCACUGUUGACUAGGCCUCCAGUGGCGGGUCCAUUACCCAAUACCCCUCCUCAGUCUGCUAGCUCAGGGCCUAGAAUGCCUGCACAUGCUACACCCCCACCUCCCAUUGUGUCUUCUAGUAGUUAUUACCCAAACCCUCAACAGCCACAGAACAUGGCUCCUUCCUGGUCAUACAGCACAGCUCUGCCAACAGUGGGGCCACCCUCUCCUAUGAGUACACCACCCCGUAGCCUGGUGGCUAAUCACAGCUCAACAGUGACACUACAGUCAUUGGGUUCUUACAUCUCUGCACCACCACCCCCUGUGUCCCACAGUCCCAGUCAGACCCCUCCUGUGGGCAUACCCCCCACCUCUUUACAUGGAUACACCCAGCCAGGAACUCUACCACUCCCGGUGAAUCCCAUGACUCCUCACACAUACCAACAGAGCAGGGCACCUUAUGGUCCUCCACCCAUGGGCCCCACACAAACUAUGAAACCCCCACCACCUCCCACUGGACCACCAAAGAUUAAUGCCACAUCUCCACCCCCCAAGGCAGAUGCUCAGUGUGGGACAGCUAUUAACAGCACUCUGACCCCUUCUGAGCCUGACCCACAGGAGGGGGAUAUUGAAUGUCCAGGAACAACACCUGGCAGUGGUCCACAAGCUUCAAGCACUUAUAAUCAUGUUGACAACAAAAUGGCUGGUUUGGCGCCUCAGGAGCCACAGGGUCGGCUCUUGGGCCACUACCCCUCGCUUCCUCCUGGGUACCAGAAUACCACAACUCCACAAAAUACCAUACAGCCUUAUACCCAAGCACCUCAGUCAUACCACCAGCCAACUGGAGGCCCUGGACCAGCCCAACUGAGCCCAUCCCUGGCAGCCAUGAGCCUCCAAUCCAGCACCCCGGAGGCCCUUAGAGUGGUCAACUUGCUGCAGGAGAGGAACUUGCUGCCUCCAACUGCCAUCCCUGCUCCAAAACCCUGUCUUCCUCAGGACCUACAGAAGGUCAACUGCAACCCUGAGGUUUUCCGCUGUACGCUGACCAGCAUCCCUCAGAACCAGUCUCUUCUCAGUAAAGCCAAGAUGCCACUGGGCCUCCUGCUGCACCCUUUUAAAGACCUCUCGCAACUUCCUGUGGUAACAUCCAGCACCAUUGUAAGGUGUCGAUCAUGCAGAACCUACAUCAACCCUUUUGUCUCUUUCCUCGACCAGAGGAGGUGGAAGUGUAACCUAUGCUACCGGGUAAAUGAUGUUCCCGAGGAGUUCAUGUACAAUCCAGUCAGCAGAUCAUACGGCGAGCCACAUAAAAGACCUGAAAUCCAGAACGCCACGAUCGAGUUCAUUGCUCCUUCAGAAUAUAUGGUGAGGCCACCACAGCCUGCUGUUUACCUGUUUGUUCUGGACGUAUCCCACAAUGCAGUGGAGACGGGCUACCUGAGUGUAUUCUGCCAGUCAUUAUUAGACAAUAUCAACAUGCUUCCUGGAGAUUCACGGACAAAAGUAGGCUUCAUCACUUUUGACAGCACCAUCCACUUCUACAACCUCCAGGAGGGUCUUUCCCAGCCACAGAUGCUCAUCGUUUCUGAUAUUGAAGAUAUCUUUCUACCAACACCAGACAGCCUUCUUGUAAACCUCAACGAAAGCAAAGAGCUUGUGCAAGAUUUUCUGAAGAGCCUACCACAUCUGUUUGAGAAGACUAUGGAGACCCAGUCUGCUCUAGGUUCAGCUCUGCAGGGGGCCUUCAAGCUGCUGUCACCCACCGGAGGGCGACUGUCUGUGUUUCAAACUCAGCUGCCGAACCUCGGGGUUGGGGCCCUGCAGUCCAGAGAGGACCCCAAUCAGCGGGCAUUUGCCAAGGACAUCCAACAUUUGUCUCCAGUGACGGACUACUACAAGAAGCUGGCUCUGGACUGCUCUGGCCAGCAGGUGGCAGUUGAUCUUUUCCUGCUCAGUGCUCAGUACUGUGACUUGGCAUCACUUGGCUGCAUAUCCAGAUACUCGGCUGGAAGUGUGUACUACUACUCAUCCUACCACCACCAGCACAACCCAGCCCAGGUUGAGCGCUUCCAGAAGGAUCUGAAGAGAUACUUAACCAGGAAGAUCGGUUUUGAGGCUGUCAUGAGGAUACGAUGCACCAAAGGCCUGUCCAUCCACACCUUUCAUGGGAACUUCUUUGUGCGCUCCACGGAUUUGCUGUCCCUCCCCAACGUGAAUCCAGAUGCUGGAUUUGCAGUUCAGAUGUCCAUAGAGGAAAACUUGGACGACAUGCAUUUUGUCUCAUUCCAGGCUGCACUACUGUACACUUCCAGUAAAGGAGAGAGGAGGAUCCGUGUCCACACACUGUGUCUCCCUGUGGUCAGUUCUCUGGCUGACAUUUUUGCAGGAGCCGAUGUUCAAGCAGUCACUGGACUGCUGGCCUGCAUGGCUGUGGACCGCUCUGUGACAACCAGCCUUGGUGAUGCCAGAGAUGCAAUGACAAAUGCUGCCAUUGACUCACUGGCUUCAUACCGGCAGUCUGUGUUGACCAUUCAGCAACCGGGAUUGCUCGCUCCAGCCUGCCUCAGACUGUUUCCCCUCUACAUCCUUGCUCUGUUGAAGCAGAAAGCCUUCAGGACUGGUACCAGCACCAGGCUGGAUGAGCGGGUGUUUGCCAUGUUUCAGCUGAAGUGUCAGCCUUUGGCCUAUGCAAUGCUGAUGAUCCAUCCUGCUCUCUACCGCAUUGAUGACCUUAAUGAUGAGGGAGCUUUGAACAUCAAUGAUCGGACCAUCCCUCAGCCCAGAGUCCGACAGCUGUGUGGAGAACAACUCUGCAGGGACGGAGCCAUCCUCAUGGAUGCUGGAAUGGUUAUGUAUUUGUGGAUCGGAAGAAACUGCAACCCCAACUUUCUCACACAGGUUUUGGGAGUUCCAAACUACUCUACUGUGCCUGACAACCUGUAUCUGCUCCCUGAGCUGGACACUGCUGAGUCACAGAGAACCAGAGCUUUCAUUGGUUGGCUGAGGGAUCAGAGGCCUUUUUUCCCUACCCUAUAUGUUAUCAGGGAAGAGAGCCAACUAAAAAACACCUUUUUGCAGAACAUGAUUGAGGACCGAACAGAGUCGGCCCUGUCUUACUAUGAGUUUCUCCUUCACCUCCAACAACAAAUCUCCAAAUGAUCUUCAGCAGGAGUUUAGAGACGAGGAGCCGGGGAACCGAAGACGCACAUCAGUGUAUGCGUGUUAAUAUAUAUGUACAUGGUGUGUGCCUGUAAGCAGGAGACGCUCGUGGUUGCCUUGUUUGCACCAUCAUCCGCUGUGCUCCAGCAUCGGUAUGAAAAAAAAAAAAAAAUAAUCAUCUGGUGACAUGAACUGAUGGGAAGCCGCAAUCAAACCAAUUUGGCAGCCGGGGCAGAUAAAUGGGAAAAUCUUAAUUCUGAUUCUUAUUUGACACGUCAAACCUACAGUUGAAGCAUUGGAGGAUAAAGCUAAGGAAUCAUAACAGCAGCGAUCAGACUGUCAGUGAUCAAAUGAAUCAGUGUUAAUUCUUGUAGAACAACGAUAACAGCGGUAUGACCACAAUACAGUCCAGGCUAAUCAAUGUGCAAAGUGUUUUUGUUGUCAAAGCACAGUUGUCUUUACUAAAAUAAGUAUAUAUGAUUAAGGCUUGGUGUUGGAGGAUAGUUGGUAUGUUUGCACUCAGACUGUUAUUGGGUGUCACCGUGAGUAUUUCUAUGCCUGACUCUGACUAUACCCUCUUGUAGUACUGAAGGGCAGAAUGUCUUUUUAUUUCUUAGUUAUUAUAAUUGUGUGUCGAACAAAUCUUUAAACUCUGUCGUAGAUGACAAAUGUUCAAGGUGUUUAAAGGUUGAUUAACCUCACUGAUCUCUGCUGCCUUGACCGUGUGGCUUCGGCAGCAGUGAUUGGUCUCCUUCAAACACUCUGUGUCAUUCUGUGUGGACAUUCAGAACACCUCUGACGACAUUACCAUCCUGUUUUGUCUUUCUUUUGAUUAAUUUAUGAGACUCCCAAACUGAUUAAAUUCUAUAAUUGCCUUGUAUGGGAACUCACUUUUUAUUGUUAAGCCUCUGUUAAAAUACAGACUAUAUAUAAAAAAUAUUUUAAUAUAAUAGAUAUGAGAAAUUCUUUAACAGAUAUAAUAAAGCCAUUGUGAUCUUUUAAUCAUGCUUAUUGAUACUUGUAUAUUGAAAAGACUGCAUUAUAUAAAAGUGAAUAAAUGCUGAUGAUUUUAGUAUAAACCUAAAAGUGAAAUGAGAAAAUAAAAUGUUGGGACUUUCUAAAUGUA